CGCGAGAUUUUUUAUUUUAAUAUCACGCUCGAAUAUACAAUUCGGAAUGUGCAGAUGUUUUUUUUGAAGGCAAUUUAGAAAAAUAGACAAAAAUCGAACAAACAUAUAUAGAAAUAGAGAUCUAAAUAAAAACAUUUAUUUUAUUUCCUCUUGGAAACAAGGAAAAAAUGAAUUGGGGUGGGUGACGUGGCAGUCAUACCCUUGCCACACCCUUCCUAUACGCAUAUAAACAGCAGCUGCGAGGAGAGAGAGAUUUCAGAGUAUUUUCUAGGGUUUCGUUUUUUUUAAAGAUUUAGAGAAAAAAGUGAGUUAUUAAGAGAUUCCAAUCAAAAUGAGCGGAGACAACGGCGGUGGUGAGAGGCGCAAAGGCUCCGUCAAGUGGUUUGAUACCCAGAAGGGUUUCGGCUUCAUCACUCCUGACGACGGUGGCGACGAUCUCUUCGUUCACCAGUCCUCCAUCAGAUCUGAGGGUUUCCGUAGCCUCGCUGCCGAAGAAGCCGUAGAGUUCGAGGUUGAGAUCGACAACAACAACCGUCCCAAGGCCAUCGAUGUUUCUGGACCCGACGGCGCUCCCGUCCAAGGAAACAGCGGUGGUGGUUCAUCUGGCGGACGCGGCGGUUUCGGUGGAGGAAGAGGAGGUGGACGCGGAUCUGGAGGUGGAUACGGCGGUGGCGGUGGUGGAUACGGAGGAAGAGGAGGUGGUGGUCGAGGAGGCAGCGACUGCUACAAGUGUGGUGAGCCCGGUCACAUGGCGAGAGACUGUUCUGAAGGCGGUGGAGGUUACGGAGGAGGCGGCGGUGGCUACGGAGGUGGAGGCGGAUACGGCGGAGGAGGUGGUGGUUACGGAGGUGGUGGCCGUGGAGGUGGUGGCGGCGGGGGAAGCUGCUACAGCUGUGGCGAGUCGGGACAUUUCGCCAGGGAUUGCACCAGCGGUGGACGUUAAAACCAACGCCGGUUACGCGGUGGAGAAGAGUGAGUUGGUUAUCUCACAAGUGAUCGGUUCUUUCUCCCGCCGCCUUCUAUCUCUCUAUUAUCCACUUUUUGCUUAUUAUGAUGGAUCUCUAUCUUUGUUAGUUGGUUUUUUCUUGAUGGUUUCGGAUUAGGACUCUUCUUUUGGUUUUGCUACUUAUGGUUGGUUUUAUUUAUGGUACUUGUGAUAUGGGUGAAAUGCUCUACUUGUUGCUCUGUUUCAAGUGUUCAUAAUAUGCGAACAAAUAUUCUGGGUUUUGUUUCAGUCAUCUGAAUGAAUCGUAAGAUCUGGAUACUUAAAUCUUGAGAGAUCAUCGUUUUAUGGUUGAAUUAUUUAUGGAUUAUGUAACGAUUCCCAUAGAUACAAAAUCUAUCUGCUCAUGUUUUGCAUUUAAUGGCAUUUAAGUUCCAUGGACUGGAAGGAAUUGAAUACUAAUUGCAGUCUCCAUCAUUCUCAUUAUUAGACUUUUUAUCUUCGAUGUCGUUUGUAUUUUCAAUCUUUUGUAUAUCUUCAGAAAAUGUAAUCUUCUCAACUUCUUUCCACCGUUUCAUCAUGAUCACACUGGCAUUUUACUGUAGCUCACACGAUUCGGAUUGGAUUAAGUAAAUAAAAGCAGAUAUGGGAAGAUUUUAGAUCUGUUGUUGUUGUUGUUACCUUGGAAAUCGGAGUGCUCUCUAUAAAUUAUCAACUUUUAUCAUGUUUGAACUUUCAUGGUCCACAACCAAAAUACCACGUGCGCAUCGCUAAAUGGAUAACCGUAAAAC
Molecule: messenger RNA, 1734 nt
Organism: Arabidopsis thaliana (thale cress)
Lineage: Eukaryota; Viridiplantae; Streptophyta; Magnoliopsida; Brassicales; Brassicaceae
Gene: GRP2
Product: glycine rich protein 2
Exons: 1
Coding region: 332-943 (203 amino acids)
Biological process (GO): RNA folding; response to cold
Cellular component (GO): nucleolus; cytoplasm
Molecular function (GO): mRNA binding; nucleic acid binding; zinc ion binding
Source: RefSeq, marked reviewed